CUGACUCGCUCUUUCUCUCAUACUCCCAAAUUUCUCUCAUCCUGUCUUUAUAAAGUACUCCUAUAUAUUUCCAUCUCAAUAUCAAUUAGUCUACUUCCAGACAUUAAAGUCUACCCCUUUUCCAAGCAGUUUAAAAACAGUGUACACCACCUCAAUCUGUCAAGAACUAAAGAUUCUUGUGCUUCUUUUAGUUGAUUCUUGAUUAUUUUGAUCUCUUUAAUUAACCAUUCUUGAACUACCAUUCUCACCCAUGGAUAAGCAGAACUUGUUUUCAAAUGAUGGAAUCACAAUGUCAUAUGGAGUUGGAAUUCAUGGCAAUGAGCUGUUCAGUCCUAGUUGGGACAAUCCGGCGGAUCAGAAUGACCCUUUCCGGUCUGCGUUGAGCUCCAUGGUCUCAUCUCCGGCGGCAUCUCACGCCGGAGGAGCUAACCAUUCCGUCCGGAAUCAGGUCUUUAUACUCAAGGAACUUAUUGGAAGGCUAGGCAGCUUUGACAACUCCUCCGGGGAGUUUUCUCCGGCCGCCUGCACUAACAAUUCCGGCUAUAAUUCCCCUCCUAAGCUAAAUCUCUCAUCAAUGGUGGAUCAUCCGACCAUGGCCGCCGAUUUCCCCAUUCACCCUGACCUUCCACAACAAUUUUCUACCGAUCCCGGUUUUGCUGACAGGGCUGCAAGAUUUUCUUGUUUUUCCGGCAAGCUUUCCGGUAACCUUUCCAUCAAGAAAUCCACGCCUGAAAGCUCAGAGUUGGGCAAUUCCAGGGAGAACUCCACCGUCUCAGAUCAGAUUCCAGUUGGGGAAAUCUGCAAAAAAGAUACAAAUCUAAGAAAGAGGAAAGCUUCUACAAAGGGGAAAGCCAAAGAGACCACAACAACAUCAUCUCCCAAUGCAGCUGCCUCAGGGAACAAUGACUUCAAUAACCCCAAGAGAACAAAACUAGAAGAGCAAAACAAUGGAAAAGAGAAUAAAGCUAAUAAUCCAAAGGCUGCAGAAAGUGUGAAAGACUAUAUUCAUGUGAGAGCUAGAAGGGGUCAGGCCACUGAUGCCCAUAGCCUUGCAGAAAGAGUUAGAAGAGAAAAGAUCAGUGAAAGAAUGAAGCUUUUGCAAGAUCUAGUGCCAGGCUGCAAUAAGGUGACUGGAAAAGCUGUGAUGUUAGAUGAGAUUAUAAACUAUGUGCAAUCCUUGCAAAGACAAGUUGAGUUUCUGUCAAUGAAGCUUGCCACAGUAAAUCCGAGAAUGGAGUUUGACAUGGAAGCUCUUCUAUCCAAGGAUGUGUAUGAAUAUCAAGGAACAAUGUCUCAGAAUGUGUUUUCAUCACCGAAUGCCUCCGGAACACCAAUUCCAUACUCUUUUCAAUCUCAGCAUUCACUCCCAACUUUGCAAUCUGUCCAUUGUAAAGGAUCAGAAGCCCCUUUUUGUAGAAAUCAGGAUCUCACAUUGCCUCAUAUGGACACUUAUCUUGAUCCAUCCUCUCAGGUGCCUGUAUUCUUUGAGGAUGAUCUAAGUAGUGUUGUCCAUAUGGGUUUUGGCCAAAACCAGACACAGAACUUUCAUGUGGCACACAGAUUAAGAAAGUGGGAAUUGUGUGGUGGAGAGUUGUGCAGAGGAGAGAGAAAUGUUGUGAACCACAAAUUCUUUACCAAAAAGGGAAAGUGAACUUCUUUUUGGGACAUCCCAAAAAGGAAAUUUGGAACAACAAUCCGGGACAGAGGGAGUAUGAUAAAUGCAAUACUGCUUUAGGUAAUUUUCAUUAUGUGAGUGAAACUUAUUUUGGAAUGAUGAUGGGAAAUGCAGGAACUUUAAGUACUUCUGAAAUGAAAGCAGAGCUAUGAUCCUCAACAUAUCUAAUAGCGGGAGAAAUGUUCCACUGUUCAUUAUGAAGCCCCAAUUAGGAAAGGCUUUUUAUGUGUACAGAAGAAAUGGCAGUUCAACAGUGAGAUUCUGGGCUCAAAAGGAAAAAGUUCAAUCUUUUCCAUUCCGGCCAUUCUUGAUUCAUAACUAAUUUAGUAGCAAUUAGACAGAUAAUUAUGAUUUUUGUUACUUUUUCACAUAGAAAGAUUGAAGGAAUAGAGACCCUAUUUUUGUGAUAAUUCAGAGAUGUCACAUGUAACAUAUUGUAGAUAUGACAAAUUGUGUCUCAUGGGUUGAAUUGAUUGAAAGAAUUUAAAGACUUUAUGUAACUCAUUAUAUUCUCAAGUCUCCUUUGGUUUUUA
This is a messenger RNA of Cuscuta epithymum, 2208 nucleotides long. The record is from the annotation of a GenBank genome assembly. NCBI's taxonomy places the organism in Eukaryota, Viridiplantae, Streptophyta, Magnoliopsida, Solanales, Convolvulaceae.